GGCGCCAUGCUGUUCGUGCUGCAGGCAGCGCGCGGUACGGACUGACUCACUGACAGCAUCAGGAUUACAGACAGAGACACCCGGUAACAUUGUUAUCAUCAUACGAAAUACUGCAAAGCUUUACUCAGGGUGGAGGUUGAAGGGUUAUCUGCAUGGACCGUGUGACUUUCUGUCAGAGAAGCUACCCUAACCUAGCUGUGGUGGCACGUGUGGUGCACGAUGACCGUGGAGACUUUAUGGUGAGCAGAGAGGUCAGAAGCACUGGUUACAUUGCCCAAGGAGAGCACGAUGACAGAACUGCACCACAGUUUCGCAAUCGUAAAGACAGAGGCCCCCACAAGGGUCGGUCGUAUGACAGGUCCCGCAGAGGCCGCCAACGGGGAGGCUUUGGAGGACCUGGACCGCGGUCUAGGCUGGAUGAUACCGAUGGGGAUGUAACUAUGAGUGACAACUCUCAGGACAACAGCUCCCAGCACAGAUACAACCCAUAUGGUGAUCGACCUUUUCGGAAAGGAGGAGAUGGACGGUUUGACAAAGACCGGCGACAAGGCAAAGGAGGCGGUAGAGGAGGUGGUUUUAGAGCAGACAGAGGUGGAGGAGGCGGUCGUGGAGGAGUGAAAGCCCGAUCAGGCUGGUACAAAGUAACGAUACCACAUGGAAGAAAAUAUGACAAGAAAUGGUUAUUGACAGCUCUUCAGAACAUCUGUUCAGUUACCUACACACCUGUACAGUACCACGUUGACCAUAACAGGGCCCAUUUCUUUCUGGAUGAUUCAUCUGCUGCCAAUGCCUUGCACAAAUGCUCUCACAAGAUCACAGAUGCAGAUGGUUAUAAGGUGGAAGUGCAUGUCAACCCCAGUGCUCCACCAUCCUUCCUGCUCUCUGACUUGAAGCCUGAACACUUGGAGCACCUGAAGCAAUGCAUGGCAAAACGCUUUGAUGGCUCCCAGCAAGCUCUGGACCUGAACAACAUCCGAACAGACCCAGACCUGGUGUCCCAAAACAUUGAAGUCAUCUUGAACAGGAAGACAAACAUGGAAGCUGUCAUCAAAAUCAUUGAAGGAAACAUUCCAGAGCUGACGAGCUUAAACCUGAGUAACAACCGCAUUCACAAACUGGAUGAGCUCGCUGAAUUGGUUACCAAGGUCCCUCAUCUGAAGACACUCAACCUUUCCCACAAUGAGCUGAAGUCAGACCGGGAGCUGGACAAGUUGAAAGGCCUGAAGUUGGUGGAGCUGUGGCUGAACAGGAACCCUCUGUGUGACCUCUUCAAGGAUCAGGCCUCGUACAUCAGUGCUGUGCGGCAGAGGUUUCCCCGGCUCCUGAAACUGGAUGGUAAUGACCUCCCUGCACCCAUUGGAUUCGAUGUGGAAACGCCCACCACUAUCCCUCCCUGCAAGGGCAGCUGUUUCGGCUCCGACGAAAUCAAGGCCAUCAUCCUUCGGUUCUUGCAACAGUACUACAGCAUAUAUGACUCCGGGGACAGACAGCCACUCCUGGAUGCUUACCAUGAUGGAGCAUCAUUAUCUCUUACAACACCUUACUCCACCCAGAACCCCUCUAGGAGCAGCCUCGGAGAGUAUCACAAAGACAGUCGAAACCUGAAGAGGCUCAAAGACUCCACAAUACGGUUUCGGCUUCUGAAGCACACACGACUGAACGUUGUGGCAUUCCUUAACGAGUUGCCCAAAACUCAGCACGACAUCGCCUCCUUUACUGUUGAUGUAAACACCUACACCAACACACUACUAUCAUUCACAGUCAGUGGAGUCUUCAAAGAAGUUGCAGUGGAUGGUAAAUCUAGAGAGUCCACCAUGGCCUUCUCUCGAGUUUUCAUCACAGUCCCAGCAGGAAAUACUGGUCUGUGCAUCGUGAAUGACCAACUUUUUAUCCGGAUGGCCACAACAGAGGAGAUCCGCAGAGCCUUUGUUGCUCCCGCCCCAACUCCAUCUUCCAGCCCUGUCCCCACCCUCACUGCACCGCAGCAGGAGAUGCUCACAGCGUUCUCACAGAAGUCUGGCAUGAACCUGGAAUGGUCCCAGAAGUGUCUGCAAGACAAUGAAUGGGAUUUCAACAGAGCGGCACAAAUUUUCACCCAGUUGAAGACGGAAGGCAAGAUCCCAGACGUUGCAUUCAUAAAAUGAAGAGUUGAACCAUCAUGCUUCUGUGAAAUAAAAUCUGCAGUAAUUUUAUUUAUGUAUUUUGUUUUAUCCUUUAUUCUUCUUGAACAUAAUAGAGAUCAAGUUGUUACUUCCGCAACUUGUGUAAACCGUUUUAACAGCCAAAUGUCAGCUGUUUGACCUAGAGACCUAUGAUGUUUUCGGUCGUCAUUGUUACCCUUUGAUUUUUGUAUAGAAAUCACUACGUUUUCAUAGGAAUAAAGACAAAUGGCUAGUAGUUUAUCUUGUGUUCCCAUUGAUUUGCUGUAUUGUUUAAUAAUAAAAUAUUUUGUUACAGAA
Larimichthys crocea (large yellow croaker) is the source of this 2459-nucleotide messenger RNA. RefSeq names its product nuclear RNA export factor 1a (gene nxf1a). Gene Ontology annotation, biological process: poly(A)+ mRNA export from nucleus. The coding region runs from base 153 to 2144 and encodes 663 amino acids. The transcript is spliced from 23 exons. Gene Ontology annotation, cellular component: cytoplasm; nucleus. Gene Ontology annotation, molecular function: protein binding; RNA binding. NCBI's taxonomy places the organism in Eukaryota, Metazoa, Chordata, Actinopteri, Sciaenidae. The record is from RefSeq and is a predicted model, not a curated record.